AUGGCCGAGGGCAUUCAGUAUGAGCGGGUGAUCCUCCGGGUUAUUCUUCCCGAAGGUGCGCACAAUGUGCGUUACGAGAUUGUCGAGGGCUCUGCCAGCAACGGUCUGCCCGGUCGGAACCAGAUCAAUGCCACCCUGUCGUCGCUCAAGACCUACAUGGACACUCUCGGUCGGACCACCUUGACCCUGGAGGUCAACAGUCUCACCGAUGAGGCACGCGACUCGCAGUUACUUGUGGUCUAUGACCACACUAUUACGGAUGCACUUCGCAAGCCUCUCACCAUCUUCGCGGGUCUGCUCACCGUCUUUGUGGGCAUUUGGGCCGUUGGCAAGCUUGAUGUCAGCAUUAAGAAGCGUUGA
Penicillium oxalicum is the source of this 360-nucleotide messenger RNA. RefSeq lists its product as uncharacterized. The record is from RefSeq and is a predicted model, not a curated record. Bases 1 to 360 code for a protein of 119 amino acids. Gene Ontology annotation, cellular component: oligosaccharyltransferase complex; membrane. The transcript has 2 exons. Lineage: Eukaryota; Fungi; Ascomycota; Eurotiomycetes; Eurotiales; Aspergillaceae.